CACCCCCAAUCCUUAUAAUCUGCACUAAAAACCACAUUCUAAACAUUAAAGUCUUCAAAAAUCAAAUCUUUCACCUUCUUCCCACCUUCUUUUCUUGAACAUCAAAAAGAAAGAACCUUAAAGGCUUCAUCUUUUGGGUUCUUGUCACAUACCCACAUAAGAAAGAUUGCCAUUAAACAACAUGCAAAAGGGUGUGUGUUUAUGGGUGGUGUUGGUUAGUUUUUGCUUCAUUUUUGUGGAUUCAAGAGGUGAAAAUGGGAGGCUUUUGAUUGAUGGGAAAAGUAGGAUUGCAGAGACUGAUAAUGAUUUUGUAUGUGCUACAAUGGAUUGGUGGCCACCAGAGAAGUGUGAUUAUGGUACUUGUAGCUGGGAUCAUUCUUCCCUACUCAAUGUGGAUCUUAAAAACAAAAUCUUCAAGAAUGCCAUCAGCGCUUUUUCUCCAUUAAAGAUCAGAUUAGGAGGUACAUUGCAAGAUAAAGUGAUCUACCAAACCAAAAAUCACCAAGAACCCUGCAACAACCCCUUCCUCAAAAACACCUCUGAAUUAUUCGGUUUCACUAAGGGUUGUUUGUCUUUAUCCAGAUGGGAUGAUCUCAAUAGAUUCUUCCAAGAUACCAGGGCUGUGGUUACUUUUGGACUGAAUGCUCUCGUUGGAAAAACCGUGCUUGCCGAUGGUUCUGCUUUUGGUGCUUGGGACUCGACCAAUGCUGAAGCUUUAAUGCGUUACACGGUUAAAAAGAACUACACCAUCUACGGUUGGGAGCUUGGGAAUGAGUUAAGUGGAAAUGGAAUUGGAGCGCGUAUAUCAGCGUCACAGUAUGCCCACGACACAUUGACCCUCUACAAAAUGGUGCACCGUGUUUACAAGGGUAUCGAACCUAAGCCAUUAAUCAUUGCACCCGGAGGUUUCUUUAAUCCAAAAUGGUUCACGAAAUUUUUAAACAAAACAUCCAGGACCCUCAACGCGGUCUCUCACCACAUCUACAGUCUCGGCUCAGGGAUGGAUGGAAAUCUAACAGCAAGAAUUCUUGAUCCAUCUUAUCUUGAUGACGCGGGCAAAAUUUUCAAGCAACUUGAAUCCACAAUUAACGCUUCUUCAUCUUCAGCAUCGGGUUGGGUUAGUGAGGCUGGCGGGGCUUAUAAUAGUGGUCAAAAUCUUGUUACUAACGCGUUUGUAUUCAGUUUCUGGUACUUGGAUCAGCUAGGGAUGUCAUCUAUUUACGACACAAAAACAUACUGCAGACAAUCUUUGAUAGGAGGAAACUAUGGCUUACUAAAUACUACUACCUUUGAGCCGAAUCCAGACUACUACAGCGCGCUUCUUUGGCACCGGUUAAUGGGAAAAAAAGUUCUGUCAACAAGAUUUUUAGGCACCAAGAAAAUACGCGCUUAUGUACAUUGUGCCAAAGAAUCGAAGGGAGUAACGAUAUUACUGAUGAAUCUAGGCAAUAGCACCACCGUAAAUGUAAAAUUGUCGGUUAACAGCAUUUGGAGGCUACACAAACACAGGCCUCAUACACACCAUCAGCAUAAGACAAUGCAUUCUGAUUCAGAGUCGAAACAUACAAAGAUGGGCGUAAUAAGAAAACGAACACGAGCAGAAUAUCAUUUGACAGCAAAAGAUGGAAACCUGCAUAGUAAAGUGAUGAUGUUGAAUGGUAAAGAAUUGAGAGUAAAUUCAUAUGGUGAGAUACCAUCAUUGAGGCCUCUAUAUGUGAAUUCUUUGAAGCCCAUAAGUGUACAUCCUCAUUCUAUUGUAUUUGCACAUAUCCCACAUUUUGCAUUGUAUGCUUGCAAUAGUUAGGUAGGAGAGAAGAUGGGGCCUAUAAUUUGUUCUGAAUUGUUUAUAGAAUUUUUUAUAGAAGAAUUAUCAUGCACAAAAAAAAUGUAAAGACACAUAUAUGUUCAUAGCAAAAGAAAUAUUGAUGAAGUUUUCAAAACAA
Molecule: messenger RNA, 1943 nt
Organism: Helianthus annuus (common sunflower)
Lineage: Eukaryota; Viridiplantae; Streptophyta; Magnoliopsida; Asterales; Asteraceae
Product: heparanase-like protein 3
Exons: 9
Coding region: 182-1804 (540 amino acids)
Cellular component (GO): plant-type cell wall; membrane
Molecular function (GO): beta-glucuronidase activity
Source: RefSeq, a predicted model, not a curated record